CCACUAUACCCAGGCCUAUUAUUAGGAAAACUUUAGUGUUGUAUUUUGAAAUUCUUUUAGGAUGUGCUCUUUAUUUCUUCAUCGUUCAGAUAUCUGAAUCUUCAUCUAAAAUCAUUAUGACAAUGGUAGGAUUUGUAAUAGGACUGAGUAUUUAUGGACCAAUAUCUUUGUUUGGGGUUAUUGCUAUGGAAACUGCUCCUGAUGGUAUUGCUGGUACUGCACAUGCAAUUGCAGCUAUAUUUUCUAAUGUUGGUCUCAUGUUAGCUGGCUAUCCACUGAGUUGUAUUGCCAGUCUUGUAGAUUGGCACACAGCUUUUCUUCUUGUGGCUUCCCUAGUCAUUGCCAUGGUUACCUAUCUUCUCCUUAAACUCCAGACAGAGUUAUCAGGCUUUAAAUCUGCAUCAGGAAAAACACUCAAUAUAUACAAUGUUUUGCUUAGUUGACAAUAUAUAAAGACCUAUGCAAUAUAUACUUUUUAAAAUGAUUACAGUAUAUCAUUGUUAGGUCACCUGAUUAAACUCAGGUGACCUAUUGCUAUCUGUUUUCGUCCAUCGUCAUGCGGUGUGUGUCGCACGUCGUGUGUUAACAUUUGAACAUUUUCAGCUUCUUCUCUGCAACCACUCAACCAAUUUCCACCUUUGGCAUAAAGCAUCUAUGGGUGAAGGGGAUCAAAAAUUGUGAUUUUCAUGGUCCCUGCCACCAUGGGACCUGAGGGGUGGGGCCAAAACCACUAAAAUUAAUGCAAUCUUUAAAAAUCUUCCUCUUUACUCCUGGACAUCUAGCAGUCAAACUGUUAGCAUG
This is a messenger RNA of Saccostrea cuccullata (small rock oyster), 801 nucleotides long. RefSeq names its product glucose-6-phosphate exchanger SLC37A4-like. The record is from RefSeq and is a predicted model, not a curated record. Gene Ontology annotation, cellular component: endoplasmic reticulum membrane. Gene Ontology annotation, biological process: phosphate ion transmembrane transport; glucose-6-phosphate transport. The coding region runs from base 117 to 443 and encodes 108 amino acids. Lineage: Eukaryota; Metazoa; Mollusca; Bivalvia; Ostreida; Ostreidae. The transcript is spliced from 3 exons. Gene Ontology annotation, molecular function: glucose 6-phosphate:phosphate antiporter activity.